AGAAGGGGAUGCCUCGUCUCGUGACGUCGCCACGCGCUGCCAAAGCGCUCAGAGAGAGAGACAGACAGUGAGCACAGAGAAUGAGACGAGCUGAGGACACGCUGCGUGGACAAGCUCUUAUCUAGGACAGCGCCAUGCUCAGUCUACUGCGCCCCCUACUGGCCGUCUGCUGGUACACGCUGCUGCUGCUGCUGCCCGGCGGUCAGUGCUGGAUCCGCAGAUACAACAACGGCUUUCACUACCAGGACAUCAGCAACGGCAACGGCAACGGAGAGAUCUAUUUCAAUGGGAUUCGUCUCCAUGUGGAAUCUCCGCUGCCUUCAGUUUCAGCCUCCAGGGGGAGCAGUGUUACCCUGCCCUGUCACUACCACUACGAGCCCGAGGUUGCCACACCACGCAGGACUCGGGUCAAGUGGUCCUGGCUGCCCUCCCAGACCAUUGCUGCACCUGCUUCCCCAGAAGCCCUGGCCAGGGAAACCGAGGUGAUGGUUGCCAUGGGCAACCGCCAACGCAGCUAUGGCAACUUCCGGGGCCGUGUGCGCCUGAGACGCUCAGCACCUGGGGACAUGUCUCUGGUGAUCAAUGAGCUGCAACUGAACGACACAGGACGAUACCGCUGCGAGGUCAUCGAUGGUCUGGAGGAUGAGAGUGUGACCGUGGAGCUGGAGCUGCGAGGUGUGGUGUUUCCCUACCACUCUCCGAAAGGGCGCUACCGCUUUAACUUCUUUGGGGCCCAACAAGCGUGCCAGGAUCAGGACGCCACUCUGGCUACAUUUGAGCAGCUCUUCACUGCGUGGGAGGAGGGACUAGACUGGUGUAAUGCCGGUUGGUUGGCUGAUGGCACCGUGCACUACCCCAUCACAAUGCCACGUGAUGGCUGUGGGGGCGUGGACUUAGCUCCUGGUGUGCGAAGCUAUGGUCAACGUCAUGGCUUUCUCCACAGCUAUGAUGCUUUCUGCUUCUCUGCCUCUAUUAAGGGGAGCAUAUACUUCUUAAAGCACCCGACCAACCUCAACUUCACCGAAGCAGUCCAGGCGUGUGCCGUGGAUGGAAGUCAGAUUGCCAAAGUAGGCCAGCUGUAUGCUGCGUGGAGGCUGUUGGGGUUUGACCGCUGCGAUGCCGGCUGGCUGGCUGACGGGAGUGUGCGUUAUCCAAUCACAAAAGUGCGGGCUAACUGUGGCCCUCCUGAACCAGGGGUGCGUAGUUUUGGGUUCCCACCUAUGUACCUAAAGUUUGGUGUCUACUGUUACCGGUAGACGUCCUGAGACAACACAAGACAGAAACAAACCACUCUGACAGCACACUGGGUCAAAGCUUUGCUCAGCAGGUUAGCAUUAGCUUUAGCCUGGAUGCAAAUUAGCAGUUAGCCAGUUUGUUCAUUUUUGAGCUGUUUAAAAGUGAGACCACUUGGGUCAAAUCGCUCUCCACCUCCAUUAGACUGAAACUCAUGUCUCAGUAUUGAACUUAACUACUAGUCAACAACUGUUUUUGCACUAUUACUUAGUCAUGUCAACACUAUAUGGUCAGUUGCAUGUAGACACUACAAAACGACACCCAUUUCAAAGGUAGAGGGCAUUAAUAUGCUGCUGUAACAGCCUCCACUUUUUCAGGAAGACUUGGAUCCCAGCUGCAAGUAUUUGAUUCUUUCAGCCACAGAAGCAUUACUGAGGUCAACACUAAUGUUGGGUGAUAGUGCCAGACUUUUGCAGAAAAUGUUGGAUGAGGUUGAGGUCCAGGAUCUGUCAAGGGUAGUCAGAUUCUUCCAGAACAAAAAUUGUAAUUUUGAUCCUGUUUUGUACAAAGGGGUUAUUAUUUUAUGUUCACACUUUGCAGUAUAUACCACUGUUUCAAUUAUAUUAGUGGUACCAAUAGGUUUUUUCUUUAUUAAUGGUAAGUGGACAUAAUCUGUCAGUAAAAACAGCCUCUGGCCCAAAAAAACGUACAGUGAUGUCAGGUAUAGGUAUUAAAUUGAGCCAAAUGUACUUUACAUUUAUGGCAGCUGAUGUGAAAUUCGACUUUGACGCACCACUACCAGCACUGAUGUCUAAUUCACAGCUGAUUAAUUUCACCCUCAGGGAAGGUGUUUGGAUAUUUGUCAUAAAAACCUCUCCAUAUUCAUAAUAAUCCACACUGCUCUCCAGCCACAUCUCAGUGCUUCGCCUACCCUGUAUUUAUUCAGCCAUGACAUUUUAAUUGUGUUUUUCAGCAGUGCCCUCCUCCACAAUAUUUAAGUCUACCAGUGAAAAACAUUUACACAUUCAGUCAUGGGAGCUUCGUACUACAACCACAGACUUUUGGUUCAUGAACUCGAUUGUUGAGGGAGUGGGGAGUGUUUCUCAAUGUUUGUGUGUCAGAUCUUUUAUCUUCAACUUUUAUUUCCACCAUUUCUGUCUUUUUAACAGUGUGAAAUAUACUGCUGUGUCUUCAUCUUUAAAUGUCUACAUAUCCAAAUUUAUAAAAAAAUAUAAUGGA
This is a messenger RNA of Solea senegalensis (Senegalese sole), 2472 nucleotides long. It is a transcript of the gene hapln3, whose product is annotated as hyaluronan and proteoglycan link protein 3. Gene Ontology annotation, molecular function: hyaluronic acid binding. Gene Ontology annotation, biological process: cell adhesion. Lineage: Eukaryota; Metazoa; Chordata; Actinopteri; Pleuronectiformes; Soleidae. Bases 135 to 1256 code for a protein of 373 amino acids. The record is from RefSeq and is a predicted model, not a curated record. The transcript is spliced from 5 exons.